GGCUGCGGCGGCUGGAGGAGGAGGUGCAGCGGGAGCGGCGGCAGCAGCGGCGGCGGGAGCGGCAGCAGCAGCAGCAGCAGCAGCAGGAACAGCGGCCGCCGCCGCCUCAGCAGAAGCAGCGGGAGCAGCAGCAGCAGCAGCAGCCGCCGCCCGGGAGCUCCGGGAGCAGGAGCGGCCGCCGCCGCAGUGUCCGCUCGGCCUUCGGCCGGCGCGCCCUCCGGGGAGGGAAGGAGGGAGCCCCGGAGCUCCGGAGCCCGGGCCAUGCUGCGGCAGCGGGACUGAGGUGCCGCCGAGCCAAGGCCGAGCGGAGCCUUCUCCGGGCCGCCCUCCCGCGCCGGCCUGUGCGCCCCGGGCCCCGGAGGAACGGCGGCCUCGGCCUCCGGCGCAGCCCGGAAAUGUCUGGCAAGAUCGAGAAAGCAGAUUCCCAGCGCUCUCAUCUUUCCUCCUUCACCAUGAAGCUGAUGGACAAAUUUCACUCGCCCAAAAUCAAGAGAACACCAUCAAAGAAAGGAAAACCAGCCGAUGUGCCUGUGAAAACCCUUGAAAAACCUGUGAACAAAGAGGCCACAGAAAAUUUUCUACCAGAGGGCUACCCUCCUCCCUUGGAUCUGGAUCACCAAGCAGUACAAUUUAUGUCCACCAGUGCUGUGGUUCCCAGGUCUCAGAGGCAGAAGAAUCUCAGCUGGCUGGAAGAGAAAGAAAAAGAGGUGGUCAGUGCCUUGCGCUACUUUAAGACCAUUGUGGACAAAAUGGCAAUUGACAAGAAGGUAUUGGAAAUGCUUCCAGGUUCGGCCAGCAAGGUCCUGGAGGCCAUCCUGCCCCUAGUGCAGACCGACCCUCGCAUUCAGCAGAGUUCAGCCAUCUCCUCGUGCUACAGCCGGGUGUAUCAGAGUCUAGCCAAUCUCAUUCGUUGGUCAGAUCAAGUGAUGCUGGAAGGUGUGAACUCAGAAGAUAAAGAGAUGGUGACAACUGUGAAAGAAGUCAUCAAAGCUGUUUUGGACGGAGUGAAGGAGCUUGUCAGGCUCACGAUAGAGAAGCAGGAGCAUCCAUCUCCCACGAGUCCAGUUAAGCCCAGCUCACCAGCCUGCAAAACUGACAGCCAACCUGAGCUCCCAUUGACUGACCGGGAAAUGGAGAUUCUCAACAAAACAACUGGUAUGUCCCAAUCAACGGAGCUGCUGCAUCCCGACUCCAUGGAUGAAGAAGUUGCUCCUCCCAAGCCCCCCCUCCCUGGCAUCCGAGUGGUGGAUAAUAGUCCUCCACCAGCUUUACCACCCAAAAAGAGGCAGUCAGCACCAUCUCCCACCAGAGUGGCUGUGGUUGCACCCAUGAGCAGGGCCACCAGUGGCUCAAGUUUACCUGUUGGAAUCAAUAGACAGGACUUUGAUGUAGACUGUUAUGCCCAAAGGAGGCUGUCUGGGGGCAGCCACUCAUAUGGUGGGGAAUCCCCUCGCCUCUCCCCAUGCAGCAGCAUCGGCAAGCUGAGCAAGUCCGACGAGCAGCUGUCCUCCUUGGAUCGGGACAGCGGGCAGUGCUCCAGGAAUACAAGCUGUGAAACACUAGAUCACUAUGACCCUGAUUAUGAAUUUCUACAGCAAGACCUCUCCACUGCUGACCAGAUACCUCAGCAAGUAGCAUGUAACCUUAGCCCAUUGCCAGAAUCUGUUGGUGAAUCUGGCUCUCCUUUCCAUGGACGUCCUUUCCAGCUGCCGCCUAGCAACUCCCCACAUCUAGAGCUUGGCAAUCCCUUGCCCGUGGGUCAUCCUACGGAUACACCUCCUGCCCUGCCUGAGAAGAAGCGGAGGAGUGCAGCCUCUCAGACCACGGACAGCUCCGGCUCCAGCUGUAGAGUCUCCUAUGAGAGGCACCCUUCCCAGUAUGACAACAUCAUGGAGGAUGAUCUCCAGAACCCAGCCUCCCUCCAGCCAGGACCAUUCACGCCAUUCGCUGCUGUCCUCCCCUUCCAGCAAGGAGGCUCUUCAGCUGAUUUUGUGUCUGAUUUUGCUGCUCCCGACUCAGUGGGUGACCCCGAGAAACCACCUCCUCUACCUGAAAAGAAGAACAAACACAUGCUGGCCUAUAUGCAGCUCCUUGAGGACUACUCAGAGCCUCAGCCUUCCAUGUUCUACCAGACGCCUCAGAACGAGCACAUCUACCAGCAGAAGAACAAGCUCCUCAUGGAGGUCUACGGCUUUAAUGACUCCUUUACCCAGGAGCUGGCCCCGCCCCCUGCCCUGCCCCCCAAGCAGAGGCAGCUGCAGGCCUCCUAUGCUGCCUCUUCCUUCUCUUCUGUCUCCUACUGUGUCCAGACAACUAAAGUGCCCUUCACACCCGAGGACGCCAGCGCCACUCAGGGCCUCGGUAUGUCCAUCUCUAACUCCUUUCUCAGCCGGCACAGCUCCUUCCCUGUGCAUUCGUAUAAAUCUGUGUUUAGGUCCUACUCCCAGGACUUCAUGCCUCACAACCAAGCUUCCGUUCCACCUUUCCUCUCGUCUACCUCCUCUUCCUCUCCACAUUUCCCACCUGUCCACCAGUCUCAGAGCUCUGACCUAGCAGUGCCAACCACAGCCAGCCUGCCUCCCAGCACUGUGGAUGGGCCCAAUUCCUGUUCUCAGGAGAGCAACUUGAAUGGGAAUUCUGUCUACCUUCCUUCUGAAACCUCUUUCACUGAUUCUCUCCAGACGCCUUCGGAAUCACCAGCUACAAAAGAUGGACAUCCCAAAGAUUCCUCCUCACAUGGUGGGAAAGAAAACAGAGAAGGUGGUGACAGGCAGCUGAAGUCCCCUGAUGGUUUGGAAUCGACCCAGUCAGAGGAGGAAGUGGAUGAACUCUCUCUGAUUGACCACAAUGAAAUUAUGGCUAGGUUGACGUUAAAACAAGAGGGUGAUGAUGGGCCAGAUGUCCGUGGGGGAUCUGGGGAUAUAUUGCUGGUCCAUGCAACUGAGACCGACAGGAAAGACUUGGUUUUGUACUGUGAAGCCUUUUUGACAACCUACAGGACAUUUAUCACCCCUGAGGAGCUCAUUAAGAAGCUACAGUAUAGAUAUGAGAAGUUCUGCCCCUUCCCAGACACAUUCAAGAAGCGAGUCAGCAAGAAUACUUUCUUCGUGCUGGUGCGGGUAGUGGAUGAACUGUGCCUAGUGGAAUUAACUGAAGAGAUCCUAAAGCUCUUGAUGGAGCUGGUAUUCCGGUUAGUGUGCAGUGGGGAGCUGAGCCUUGCCCGGGUCCUCCGGAAGAAUAUCUUGGACAAAGUGAACCAAAAGAAGAUGCUAAAGUGUGCCAACUCGGACCAGCCCCUGGCUGCUCGAGGAGUGGCUGCCAGGCCUGGGACUCUGCAUGACUUCCACAGCCAUGAGAUUGCUGAGCAGCUGACACUGUUGGAUGCUGAGCUCUUCUACAAGAUAGAGAUCCCAGAAGUUUUGCUUUGGGCAAAAGAGCAGAAUGAAGAGAAGAGCCCUAACUUGACACAGUUUACUGAGCACUUUAAUAACAUGUCCUAUUGGGUUCGUUCAAUAAUCAUGUUGCAAGAAAAAGCCCAGGACAGAGAACGGCUGCUUCUGAAAUUUAUCAAGAUCAUGAAGCACUUGAGGAAGCUAAAUAACUUCAACUCCUAUCUGGCCAUCCUUUCAGCACUGGACUCAGCACCCAUCCGGAGGCUGGAAUGGCAAAAACAGACCUCAGAGGGCUUGGCCGAGUACUGCACUUUGAUUGACAGCUCUUCCUCCUUCCGGGCCUAUCGGGCGGCUCUUUCUGAGGUGGAACCUCCGUGCAUCCCAUAUCUGGGCCUGAUCCUGCAGGACCUCACCUUUGUUCACCUUGGAAACCCAGACUACAUUGACGGGAAAGUGAAUUUUUCCAAGCGUUGGCAGCAGUUCAACAUCCUGGACAGUAUGAGAUGUUUUCAGCAGGCACAUUAUGAAAUCCGCAGAAAUGAGGACAUCGUGAACUUCUUCAAUGAUUUCAGCGACCACCUAGCCGAGGAGGCUUUAUGGGAACUCUCUCUCAAAAUCAAACCCCGGAACAUAACUCGGCGAAAAACAGAUCGAGAAGAGAAGACCUAGGAGGGGGAGCAGCGAGCAAGUGAGCCGCUCAGGAGACACGCCGAAGGCAGCUAGGAGACUGGAAUAGACAUUUGGGCCUGUUACUGGACAGCUCGCCCCUGCGGCGAGACAUGACUCUCUCCCCGCCCCUGCCCCCUCUAUGCCCCAGCCGGCUCUGCCAGUGCCCCCUUCUCGGAGCCCAGAUGGGCGGCAGCCAGGCCAGCCCCUUCAACCUGGAUGGACAGCAGCUUCCGGGCAGCUCCUCCAGCCGUGGCAAGGAAUUCUCCAGGGCUCCUUCUGUUUUUUUCCAGAUGGAACCAAACUCACUCCAUACCUGGAGGGAGGAGACUCCAUGACCCCAGCGGAGGCCAUCCAGGCUUUGUGACUGGUCUGCAAGUUGGUGUUUUCCCUUAUGGACAUUGGACUGCUUGCCUUCAAGCCCUGUUUCACACUGUGAAGAGGCAGCAGAAUGAGGGGGCCCCUGUCCUGCCCCCCCACCUUAGAUCUUUGACCUUCCUAAGCCGUAACUCCCUGGGUAUAAGGAAGGGGUCCCUGUCAAAAGAGCUGUGUGGGUGAGGGAGGAUCCGGUCUCCUUGUGGAGAUUGUUUUGGAUCUGUGUGGAAUUGAAGAGAUGCUCUCCCAAAUGGGGGGCUGCCAUCUGGCCGGGGACCCCGGUUGGUGCUGCCAUGGCUCCGUCUCUUGUCCGCUCCCAGACUCAGCUCUCCAAUAGCAGAGGGUGUCAAACGCCUGCAGAAAGCAGUGGGGGUCUGGGUUUCCCAGGAACCGGGAUCCCCUUGUGGCAAUCCCAGCCCUGGCUUCCCAAAGUGUGGAGUAAAUGUCAGUGUCCAUAAUAGGGGAUGCCAGGAUGAGAAAGUCUGGGAAGUUUGGUCUAAAGCCAGAGCCUUGGAGUGGCUUGAGCUCGGGUCGGACAGGGGAAGCAGCCCCCCACCCACUCCCCUUAACACUUUAUCAUCGUCCCCCACUUAAAAGGCGCCUCUUCAGGUAUUACUUCCUGUAAAGCUCCUCUUAGGAGCUGUGCACAGUCAGGAGAGGGGCUUGCAGGAAGGCAGGCUCUACUAUUAGAGCAAGAAAUCCUGAAUCAACUUCAGCUCUGGAGGCUUGUGUUCUGGAAUGAAGGGAGACUGCCUUGUGGAGUCCCAUCGGAAGCAGGAGGGGUCUGAAGGGCAUUUCUCCUGUCCUGUUUCUCCUCACCAGCCUGCUGCCAGCCAGCUGGGUCCCUGGGCAUCUCCAGAGAUUUGUGAGCCUCCCCCAUCCCCCAAUCCUGAGUCCUGUUCCGGUCUGCUGAGUGCGUGCCUUAAACUUCACCUCCAUCUUUUCUCCACCUCUUCUCUUGCCAUUUCCUUCCUUCUAGGAUGCUUCAUGGCCUCUUGGGACAACUCCCCCUUCUCUGGUCCCAGCAGAGCCCCUCCUGCCAAGUUUAUGUUGCACAUUGAACCAGCUUUUGCCUCUCUUUAGGAAGAAUUCUUUUUCUCAACAAGACUCACUUUUGGUAACCCCUUCCCUUAUUUAAGUCAUAUAACAGAGAGAAAGAAGGCUUGGCUGUUGAAAGUAGACAUGGCAGGAUGGUGUAAGUUCCCAACUGGUCAUUUAAUGUGUCCAGGUUCUCUUUGGGGCAUUUCUCUGAAUCCACAUCAGUACUUUUUCUGUGGUGCUUAUGGAAAACAUGGUUGGUUGCCUAGAUUGACAAGCCAGAAAAGACCUAAUGGAAAGAGAGAUGCAGACGUAAUUGGGGAGAAUGUGUUGGGGGAAGCGGGGCUAUGGAGGGGAUGGAGACCCCCUUGGUCAAGCAGAACCGAAGGCUUUCUAGGAGGUUCCUGGCUCCUGCUGUUGAUCAUCCUGUGCAGUUUACAAGCAGACCAGGAGGCUUUGGGAUGGGUGAAACCAUGACCUGGGGUGUGUAGCGUGUGCAGGUGCUUCAUGUGUCACUCCCCCUCUCCUGUGGAACAGAGGCAAGCAGCCCUCAGGGGCUUUGGCUGCUUGCAGCCCCAGCUUUCACAUUAAUGGAACAAAAAAAAAAAAUCUACAUCUGUUGAUUAUUUAAACAGAUGUAGGAGUUUUUUUUUUUUUUUUAGAAACAACCAGGACACUUCAUUUUGCCGUCCAACAUGGGCCUUGGGGCAUCUUUUAUCUAGAAGUCCUAUCUUUUUUUUUUUUUUCCCUGUAAAUAGAGAAGAGAGAAAAAAGGAAUCUGUGAAAUGUUGAACAGACCUAGAGGUGGUUCUGAAAGAGUCACUUUAUUAUUUAAAGUUGUAGUCUGGAUGGCUCAUUAACAAUAUUGUUUGUGUGGGUGGUUCUCCUUUCUGUUUUCUCUUUCAAAGUUGUCCUUUCAUUUCAAUCUUUUUCCAGCUUCAUUCCCACAGCUGCCUCUAUACCCUGGUGUUGGGGGAGAGGUUGCCCAUUGAAUGUUGGAGUGUGUGUGUGUGUGUGUGUGUAUGUCCCCAAGCUGAGUGCUUGUGAAUCCAAUAGGUGCUGGUGGGAAAGGGGGUGUUAAGUGGGGUGUUCCCUCUUUGGGGUUCUGGAAAUGUAAGAUGACCCUGGGCUUCAGGACAAGUCUGUUGGGAUUGAUCUCCAACUCUUGGCCCUGGUGUGUGGUUUUUAAGUUUUUUUCUUCAAAAAUAGACCCCAAAUAUCACCCCCACCCCCCAGUCAAUUCCAGCUGUAGAAUCAUUCCUGUUGCUAACGAGUUAGGGACCCCCUUUCCUCACCCUCUCAAUCUGGAUACUUGUCUGUGAGCAAGGAUCACCUCCUGGUCCCCCAUGGUGGAGAGAUGGGUGUGCCUCAUUGCAGCUGUGUCUCUGAAUGAGCCGGCAGAGGUCCCGCCCCAAACACGGAGACAGGGGGAGUGUUCUUGGACCAGCCUGGCGGGUGCCCACCUGCCCUCCCACCCCCUCUCCUGGCCUGUGGCCUUCACAGUCUGAGUCCUGUGCCUUGGUGAGCCCAGGUGACCCAACUGAGCUGCAUAGGUGGAAAGGGAUCCCUCCUGGUGUCCCUGGUCCAUGGCCCAUUGCAUGAGUCAUAGAGUGAGGUGCAGUAUUUUUUAAUUUAUUGGUGAAAAUUUGGGCUUUCCUUCUUCCCCGCCAUCAGAGUUCCCCUCCCAUCUCUGCCAUUCCCCAGCUCAGUGCCAUGGACCUGGGACCACCAUACAUAUUUCAUUUCUUCAAGGGGAGAGGGGAGGAUGGGGUGGGGGGACAGAAGUGCUGCCUGAAAGGACAGAAGGACCGGGAUUUGUUGCCUUUCUGUACAGAAAGGUAAGCCUCUUCUGCCACUCUGUGUGCUGGGCAGUGGGAGCCCGGGCUGAUGGCGAGCAGAGCCACUGCCCUCCUCCUGCAGCUCCUAUCUGGAGCCUCCCCUCCUCGAAGCCCCUGCCCCCUCCCCAUGUUACAUUGUACUAUAUAUUCCCUACUAACCCAUCCCAAUAGUGACAUCUCCCCACAGACAUUUCAAAUGUGUAACUUUUAUGUUAAAGACAAAUAAACACAGAUGAAAGCCCCGGCCUAAUGAUCAUGUUUACAAUGCAUGCAGCCGUGUGUGCGAGAGAUUAAAGUGACAAUCAAACACC
Molecule: messenger RNA, 7620 nt
Organism: Antechinus flavipes (yellow-footed antechinus)
Lineage: Eukaryota; Metazoa; Chordata; Mammalia; Dasyuromorphia; Dasyuridae
Gene: RAPGEF1
Product: Rap guanine nucleotide exchange factor 1
Exons: 26
Coding region: 396-4061 (1221 amino acids)
Biological process (GO): positive regulation of GTPase activity; Ras protein signal transduction
Cellular component (GO): plasma membrane
Molecular function (GO): guanyl-nucleotide exchange factor activity
Source: RefSeq, a predicted model, not a curated record